UGCUAGUGCAAUUCUGAUUACAUGUAAGAUUUAUUACAUAGUGUGCACCUACUAUUUAUUUCUUUUGAUAUAAUCUUAAUGAAGUUAUGGUAUACUUCCCGCAUGUCUUUGACAUAACACUUUCCCUCUGCAUUUCAGCAAGAUAUUCUUUAUAAUUCAACUGUAUCCUAGUUUUUCAAAAUAUGUGUGCGACCAUCUUAAUCAGCUAGGGUGCAGUUGUUAAGUGUAAAUCAUAUUAAUUAGGAUCGCCUCUCUAUCUUACGGUAGAUUUUAGUGAUUGCAAGGAUGGAGAAGGAACCGCAUCCUUAAUUCGAUAGAUAGGUAAAUAGUCUGAAAUAUACAUUUUAUUUUAGUUAGUGAAUACUUGUUCAAACUGUUUAAUAGACCUCUCGUUUAGGCUCUCAGCAGGAAGAAUCACUAAGUUCUCACUUAAAAGGGUCCUAAUGAGGCACUGCAACUCUCCAUGAGAGUGAGCUCUUGAAUGUAAGGUCCUCUUUAACCUGUUGAAAUUGUGUUAGGAAUCUGAGUAAGAUGAUGAUACUAGGCCCAAUAGUAGUUUACACAAAGUUUAAUUAUACAAAGCUUUUUUUGUAAACACUUUUGAGGUAUUGUGAUUUGAGGUAGUCUAAGACUGAAGAUCGUUCCUUAUAUAAAUUUAGUUGAAAACAUGAAAACGAAGAAAUGGUACAAUAUUGUAGAUAUACUGGACCAUAAGAUGUGAGACCAAGAUUAUAAAGCUGGUGAAUCCAUCAAGAAGAAUAAUGGAAACACUUGAAGAGUAAACCGAUAUUAUUCUAAGCAUAUUUACAUUAUUACUAUAUUUUGUUAGAUUUGAAUUAGGAAAUUUUACAUUAUUAUAUGGUGUUAGCAAUAUGUUAAAGCUAGUCUAUAGUCUUGUAUCAAAUACAACACAAUAAUAUAUCUUUUAUUAUAUAUUUUAGAGAGCCCGGCUACUAACCUAAAAGAGACUCUAUCUAGGUCUAGUGCUCUGAUCAUGAAUAUCCUGAAGCAGCUCGUACCAGAGGAUAACCUAACCAUGUCUAGAUCCACUACACAUUCUUCAACCGACGAAAGACAAUACACAAAACCAAUAAUCCCAGUUGAUCUUCUUAUCGAUAUAUUCUCGAGACUACCGUUGAAGCAUGUAGCUAGGUUUCGUUGCCUUUCGAAAUCAUGGGCAUCCAUACUUGGCAGCAGUCCAUAUUUCACCGAACUGUUUCUCACCAAGUCCUCGAAUCGUCCACGCCUCUUGUUCACCGUUAAUAGUUAUAGCAAGAUAUUGUUCUUCUCUACACCUCAGAUCACUCAAAACCCACAUGCCAACUCUUCUGUUGUAGCCACGUGGUAUAAAACGCAUCCCUGGAAGCAUCAUGAAAGAACCUCAUCGCUCCUCCACGGACGACUGGUAUGUUGUACAGAUGGCAAAGGUGAUUAUUAUGCAGAGCCGGUGAUUUGUAAUCCCUCCACUGGAGAGCUUCUUACACUACCGAAAUCGCUUUUAAAUAAUCCAGUAAUGUAUUGUGGGUAUGAGCCGACCGAAAAAAAAUUCAAAUUGUUGUGCAUACCCUCUUACUUCAACAGCAACCGGGCUUGGGUUCUGACGUUGGAGACUGGAAAACCUUUAUGGAGAAAGAUCGAAUGCGAAUACCAUUAUGUUAUGUACCCUUACUGCACUCAUCGUCAUAUGAUUUGCAUAAAUGGGGUUUUGUAUUACCUCGCUUGCAUUGAUAUCAGCAGGUCAGGAGAUGAGGUUGUGAUAGUUUGCUUUGAUGUUAAAUCUGAGAAGUUCAGAUUUAUCGAUAUAGAUUUUGAAAGCAUGCAUAGAAGAGGUUCUACUUUGAUAAACUACAAGGGUAGAUUAGGUAUGGUUCAGUUUACAGAUAACAAUGAACGAACUCUCUACAUGUGGUUGCUAGAAGAUGCUGAUGGGAUAAAUAAAUGGUCAAUAAAUAUAUAUGAACUGCCUGUUUCGUGGAAGCAUCCGUGUACCGAAAAUUUUCAAAUUGUUGGAAUGACUCGUACAUGUGAUAUUAUCUUGUCGCCAUGCAAGUUCUCAGACCCUUUUUAUGUUUUUUACUACAAUGUUGAGAGGAAGACUUUGGUGGCAAGAACUGAGAUACAAGGGUUGCAAGAAUUGAAGUGUGACCGUCCUAUAGUUAAUAUCUUUCAAGAUUAUGUAGAGGAUCUGAAGCUUAUGGAAAGUCUUUUUUAGGGCUUUUCUUUUAUUCCCUCUUUUUUUUUUAUUGGUUUUAAAGAUUGUGUAAUACGCAAGGUAACAGAAGAACACAUGAGUAUGUAGUUAUGCAGUUGAACACCUUUGUCUCGA
Brassica napus (rape) is the source of this 2326-nucleotide messenger RNA. Its product is annotated as F-box protein At5g65850-like. The transcript has a single exon. Lineage: Eukaryota; Viridiplantae; Streptophyta; Magnoliopsida; Brassicales; Brassicaceae. The record is from RefSeq and is a predicted model, not a curated record. The coding region runs from base 995 to 2212 and encodes 405 amino acids. Gene Ontology annotation, molecular function: protein binding.